Podospora anserina S mat+ is the source of this 2919-nucleotide messenger RNA. RefSeq lists its product as uncharacterized. The record is from RefSeq and is a predicted model, not a curated record. Gene Ontology annotation, biological process: intracellular protein transport; vesicle-mediated transport; vacuole organization. Gene Ontology annotation, cellular component: endosome; HOPS complex. The annotation marks the transcript as partial. NCBI's taxonomy places the organism in Eukaryota, Fungi, Ascomycota, Sordariomycetes, Sordariales, Podosporaceae. Gene Ontology annotation, molecular function: protein binding; protein-macromolecule adaptor activity. The transcript is spliced from 3 exons.
UGGCGCUCCUUUGACUUCUUCGAGUCGACCCCCAUCACCCCCUCGGACCCGACCUCCCGCUCCUUCUUCGACAACCCUUCCCACUUCUCCCAGUCCAUCGCCUCUGUCUGCUCCGGGUCGGAAUCCUUGUUCCUAGGCGGCUUCGACGGCACGGUGCGGAUCAUCGGGCCCAACUUCAAGAUCUUGAGGGAGUUCACCGCCUACGACAAUGGCUCCUCGGUCACGCACAUGCGGCAGGUGGAAGGGACGAGUUUGCUGCCGGUGGUGAGGGUCUGGAGUUUGGAUAAGGUUAAUAAAAAGGAUGGGAACCCCGGGUUGCUGAGUAGUGUUGUCGUGAAUAACGGAAAGAGGCCUUUUCCCAUUUCGGCGUUUACGGCGACGGAUGAUCUGACGCAGUUGGCGGUUGGGUUUGCGAAUGGGGCGGUGGUGGUGGUGAGGGGGGAUUUGGUUCAUGAUUUGGGGACGAAGCAGAGGGUGAUUUAUGAGAGUGAUGAGCCGAUUACGGGGGUGGAGAUGCAUGUUGAUGGUGGGGUGGGGUUGACGACGCUGUUUGUGGCUACGACGGCGAGGGUGUUGAAAGUGGUGAUCAGUGGGAAGGGGCAUGGGCAACCCCCUAAAACGGUGGAGGAUGAGGGGUGUGGGGUGGGUUGUAUGGUUGUUGAUAGGAGGACGGGGGAGAUUGUGGUGGCGAGGGAGGAUGCCGUGUAUUAUUACACGCUGGAGGGGAGGGGGCCGCCGACGGCGUAUGAGGGGGCGAAGAAGCUGGUUGCCGUGUAUGGGGAUUAUGUUGCGGUGGUGUCGCCGCCGACGCCGGCGGGGGAGGCGGAUACGACGAGGAGGAGGUUUUGGGGAGGUGCGGCGGAUAGUAUUUAUACUUUUACGUUGAUACAUCCGGAGCUGAGGAUUAUUGCGCACAGUGAGACGGUGUUGGCGGAUGUGAAGCAUAUUUUUGCGUUGUGGGCGGAUUUGUAUAUGCUGACGCUGGAUGGAAAGAUCUUCCGGUAUCAUGAAAAGACACUGCAGCAACGGUUGGACAUGCUCUAUCAGCGCAAUCUCUAUACCCUUGCCUUGGACCUUGCUCAAAAGUGUGGGAUGGACGCUCAGCAACAGAAUAUCAUUUACCGGAAAUAUGGGGAUUACCUUUACCAAAAGGGCAAUUACGACGAGGCCAUGACGCAGUACAUCAAGGCCGUAGACAGCACAGAGCCAUCACAGGUCAUCAGAAAGUUCCUCGACACGCAGAGGAUACACAACUUGAUCGAGUAUCUGGAGGAGUUGCAUGAGCAUCACAGGGCGACAUCAGAUCACACAACUCUGUUGCUGAACUGUUACGCCAAGCUGAAGGAUAUUGACAAGCUGGAAAAGUUCAUCAAGUCUGAAGGGGAUCUCAAGUUUGACCUUGAUACAGCUAUCUCGAUGUGCCGGCAGGGUGGCUACUACGAGCAAGCAGCAUAUCUUGCCAAGAAGCACGGGGAGCAUGAUCUCGUGGUGGAUAUCCUCAUCGAGGAUUCUCAUGCCUACAAUGAGGCGCUGGAUUUCAUCUGGCAUCUGGAUCCAGAGACAGCACACCCCUGUCUGAUGAAGUAUGCCCGUGUUCUGAUCGAACACUGCCCAUCGGAUGCUACGCAGCUCUUCAUCGACUAUCACACCGGCAAGUAUAAGCCACGAGUGGAUGCCCCCAUCACAGCCGAGGCCGCCCCUGUAACGACAAACGGAGGGUUUGCAGCGGGAGCGGCCAAUGCCGUUUCCAACCUCAGCAGUUUGCUACCACUGCCGUACAUGAACACGGCGGUGCUAGCAAGCAAUAACAAUGCCAAUGCAAAGCCAACAGUGGGCGACAUGUCCCUCAAGCAAGAGGCCAUCGCCAUCAAGUACACCCCUCCCAAACCACGAACGGCCUUUUCAUCCUUUAUCGACCACCCAGACGAGUUCAUCGUCUUUCUCGAAGCCUGCCUCCAAGAUGACGCCCUGUCAAAAGAAGACAAGACGGACAUUUACACCACCCUGUUUGAGAUGUACCUCCACAAAUCCAACGAAAAGAAAUCCGACGCCCACCGCGAGAAGUGGGAGGCCAAGGCCAAGUCCCUGAUCGAAGCCGACAAAUCCCUACCAGCAACGCAAGAGAAACCCCAGAUUGAAAACUCCAACGUCCUUUUGCUCUCUCACCUUUCCAACUUUAGGGAUGGAACCACGCUGGUGAAGGAGCAGUCGGGUCUGCUGUUUGACAUUUUUCGCUCUUAUACAUCAGCAAAGGACACCAAGGGGGCGAUCAAGGCGCUGGCUAAAUACGGGCCGGAAGAACCGCAACUCUAUCCCGCGGCGUUGUCGUAUCUGACGUCUGACGCGAAGAUUCUUGACGAAGCAGGGCCGGAUGAGCUGGCGGCUGUGCUGGAUAGGAUUGAUAAGGGGGGUUUGAUGGCCCCGCUGCAGGUGGUGCAGACACUGUCGAAGAACAGUGUCGCGAGCAUGGGGAUGAUCAAGCCCUACCUGGCCAAGAGGAUAGAGGCUGAGCGGUUGGACAUUCAAGAAAAUAAACGGGUGGUCAGCCAGUUCAGGACGGAGACGAUGGCGAGGAGGCAGGAGAUUGCUGAUCUGGGCGGGAAGCCGGCCGUGUUUCAGGCUACGAGGUGUGGGCAGUGCGGUGGGGGGUUGGAGCUGCCGGUGGUGCACUUUUUGUGCAAGCAUAGUUUUCACAGGAGAUGUUUGCGGGUUACGGGGGGAGGGGAGGGGGAUGAUAAUGUGGGGGAGUGUCCGAUCUGCGUGGUGGAUAAUGCGACGAUCAGGGCGUUGAAGAAGAGCCAGGAAGAGAAUAGUGAGAGGCAUGAGUUGUUUAGGGCUGAUUUGGAGGGGAGUGAGGAUCGGUUCAAGACGGUGGCGGAAUGGUUUGGAAGGGGGGUGAUGGGGGCUGGGGGAGAGUAG